GCGGGGCCAUGGCCGCCCCCAAGCGGCGCCGCGGGCAGGCCUGGCCGGAGGAGGGCGGCGAGGGCGAGCACGGCCUCUACAGCCUGCACCGCAUGUUCGAGGUGGUGGGCUCGCAGCUGACGCACCGCGACGUGCGCGUCCUCUCCUUCCUCUUCGUCGACGUCAUCGACGACUACGAGCGCGGCCGCAUCCGCGGCGGCAGGGACUUCCUGCUGGCGCUGGAGCGGCAGGGCCGCUGCGACGAGAGCAACCUGCGGCAGGUGCUGCAGCUGCUGCGCAUCAUCACCCGCCACGACCUGCUGCCCUACGUCACGCUCAAGAGGAGGAGGGCCGUGUGCCCGGACCUGGUGGAUAAGUACCUGGAGGAGACCUCCAUCCGCUACGUGACGCCGCGGGCCGCAGGGCGCAGCGAGCAGGGCCUGGCCCCCCCACACAAAUCAGUGCCUCCCCACCACCCUGUGGUUUGCUGCUCCCCUGCCGGCCCCCAGCUGGGCCCCAAGCGGCCGGGGCGCGGCCGCAGCCUCCUGGGCGGCCACCGCAAGAGGAGGAAGUCUGCGACCCCAGACCCAAAGGAGAAGCAAACCUGCGACAUCCGCCUGCGGGUGCGCGCCGAGUACUGCCAGCACGAGACGGCGCUGCAGGGCAACGUCUUCUCCAACAAGCAGGACCCCCUGGAGCGGCAGUUCGAGCGCUUCAACCAGGCCAACACCAUCCUCAAGUCCAGGGACCUGGGCUCCAUCAUCUGCGACAUCAAGUUCUCCGAGCUCACCUACCUCGACGCCUUCUGGCGCGACUACAUCAACGGCUCCCUGCUGGAGGCCCUCAAGGGAGUCUUCAUCACGGACUCGCUGAAGCAGGCGGUGGGGCACGAGGCCAUCAAGCUGCUGGUCAACGUGGACGAGGAGGACUACGAGGUGGUCACUCGCUUCAACCGGCUGCGGCAGGAGCAGCGCGGCCUGGCCUCCAAGGCGGCCGAGCUGGAGCUGGAGCUGAACGAGCACAGCCUGGUGAUCGAGACGCUGCGGGAGGUGGACCCCACCCGGCGCUGCUACCGCAUGGUCGGCGGCAUCCUGGUGGAGCGGACGGUCAAGGAGGUGCUGCCAGCCCUGGAGAACAACAAAGAGCAGAUCGGCAAAAUCAUCGAGACGCUGAACCAGCAGCUGCAGGCCAAGGGCCGGGAGCUGAACGACUUCAGGGAGAAGCACAACAUCCGCCUGGUGGGGGAGGAGGACCCCAAGCAGCCCCCCAAAGAGGGCCCCGAGGGGGCUGGGGCCAAGGGGGGUGCUGCUGGGGUCUUGGUCUCGUAGCCCCCUGCCCAGAUUUUCCCCUCACCCCCUUU
This is a messenger RNA of Dryobates pubescens (Downy woodpecker), 1339 nucleotides long. RefSeq names its product death effector domain containing (gene DEDD). Gene Ontology annotation, biological process: protein folding; regulation of apoptotic process; extrinsic apoptotic signaling pathway via death domain receptors. Gene Ontology annotation, cellular component: nucleolus; prefoldin complex. The record is from RefSeq and is a predicted model, not a curated record. The transcript has 7 exons. Gene Ontology annotation, molecular function: DNA binding. The coding region runs from base 9 to 1307 and encodes 432 amino acids. Lineage: Eukaryota; Metazoa; Chordata; Aves; Piciformes; Picidae.